Messenger RNA from Alosa sapidissima (American shad), 3799 nucleotides. Its product is annotated as coiled-coil domain-containing protein 9B. NCBI's taxonomy places the organism in Eukaryota, Metazoa, Chordata, Actinopteri, Clupeiformes, Clupeidae. The transcript has 14 exons. The record is from RefSeq and is a predicted model, not a curated record. Bases 198 to 2480 code for a protein of 760 amino acids.
GACUAGCCUACAUACGCCACCUAUUGGUCAAACUCAUAGACUGUUAUUGCACAGUCAGUGGUCAAAUCUUGCCACCUGUGUCGAAAACUUGCACAGCGACAGGGGUAAAUUGGAAAACGGGAUUGGCAUGUUUGAAGCUGUAGGCUAGUCAGUAUCUUGACGACCGUAAUAACUUUUUUCGAGUCUGCCGAGCCAGCAUGGCAUCACUUGAGAUUGCACGUUAUUCUUUCGCUCCCUCCGCCUCCUCUCCUAACUUCUGCUUCAUCACUAAUCCCACAGAUAUGAUGAAGCAGAAGGAUGAGGAGCUCGACAAAAAGAUCGAGGCUCUGAGAAGGAAGAAUGAGGCUCUCAUGAAAAGAUACCAGGAGGUGGAGGAGGAUAAGAAGAUGGCAGAGCAGGAGGGCAUGGCUCCGCAGAGCCGCAAGUCAGAGGACCUUUCCAUCACCAUCAAUAAGACCACACAGGAGCCGCGGAUGGUGUUGAAGAAAGCUGGGACCGGCGGGAGCUCCCCCCAGGACAAAAGAGGCGGGGGAGAGGUGGCCGACGGAGGCCCUACACAGUUCAGUAUGGGCCGGGGGAAGAGACGCCAGCUCUUUGUCACCAUGGUGGGGAACAACAAGGGUACCCGAGUGGUGAGUGAAUCAGCGGACCCCACCCCUCCAAGGCCUGGAGGGAGAAAGAGCAGCGCUGAGGAUGAGGACGAGAACCAAGUCACCGAGUCGUCCAGGAGAGGAGGAAGACACGGCCAGUCCCGCAAGAGGACCUCUCAGACACAGGAGGAAGGGGUGAGGCAGGAGGGGAAGGCUGCGGUGGAGGAGAGUCGCUGGCUGUCCGAGUCUGACCCCUAUUACCAAGAUGCCGAGUGGCCGGAGCAGCCCCCGGCAGACCUGACCAUCCCCACCUCCCGCGAGGAGCAGCUGGAAUACAUACGCUGGAAGGCAGAGCGCGAGCAAAUCGACCGUGAGCGCGUGGCCCGCCACAAGAAUGCCAAGGGACAGUGGCGGAGAGCCUGGGACCUAGACAAGCCACAGCUUGUUUUUUCAGAUAAUCCACCAGGGGAAGCAGAACGGCCCCAGUCAAACAGAGGCGGCAGGGCUCCCAAAAGAGGCUCAAAAUCAGCUGGCGAAUCACAAGGUCACCAUGGCAGAGGCAGAGACAGGAAGGGCAAGAACCCUCCAGCUGUGGUGGGCAGCAAAGCCAAGGGCAAGGAGCGCCUGACGGGAAGAGCUCGAAGAUGGGACACUAAAGACAUGGAGGGAAAUAAACAGUUCUCAGAGACAAGUCUGGAGGAGUUUCUGGAGGAGCUUGAUGCCCUCUGUGACCCCGAUAACCCCUCCACUGACUCCAAGGCACCGCUGGACUCCGAUGGGACUGCAGCUGCCACUGCUGCCAAUGAUGAACACAAUGGUGUGGAGAUUGAGUCCAUUACACUGGACACAAAGCAGGCCGAUGCGGCAUCUAGAGCACCAUCUGGUGAUUAUGAUGCAGGGAAAGGGGGGAAUCCAGAGGUGGCCUCGCCCAAAGGAACCGAGAAGAAGGUGCGGUUCUCAGAGGGACUCGUCCAGGGUGGCCACAUCCAGAGGAAUUCCAACACUGUCACCGCUGAGACCAAGGGGAGCUUGUUGAAAGGGGUCUCGUCGCAGAUGAAGACAGACUUAAAAGCCGGAGCAGAGGCAAACAGCACCACUGACGAAUCCCAGCAGACACAGACACAACAGCAACAGACAGAGGCACAGCAGCAGGAGGCUGAUGGCAAUGGCCAGGAGGAGCAGGACACUCAUCAUGUCAGCCCGAGUGGCACAGAGAGCGGCAGCCCCGCUGCGCCCGCCCAGAAGGCACAGGAGGAGAAGACCGAAGACAAGAAGGAGAGAGCACUCGAGACUGACCAGGACACUGGAAAGGACAAGGAACAACAGCCAGGUGAAGAGGUCCAGGAGCCUUCUCACUCCAAUGCCUCUGACACAACUGAGACAGCCAAGAGAGUACCCAGCACAGAGACAGAGGGAGAGGCCUCCACACUGGCAGAUCAAGCUCCAGCCUCACAGGCUCCAGUACAGCAGGCCCCAGUACAGCAGACUCCAGACCAGCAGGCUCCAGUACAGCAGGACCCAGAUCAGCAGGCCCCAGAUCAGCAGGCCCCAGUACAGCAGGCUCCAGCCUCACAAGCUCCAGACCAGCAGGCUCCAGACCAGCAGGCUCCAGUACAGCAGGCCCCAGUACAGCAGGCCCCAGUACAGCAGGCCCCAGUACAGCAGGCUCCAGUACAGCAGGCUCCAGACCAGCAGGCUCCAGUACAGCAGGCUCCAGACCAGCAGGCUCCAGCCUCACAAGCUCCAGAGCACACCAAGACUAGCACAAGCAGGGCUACAGAGGAGCUGAUCGACUCCAGCUUGUCUGUGCUCAGUCUAGACACAGGGGACGCCCAUCAAGACCACGCUACCAGCACAGAGAAGGCACGGGAAGAUGGAAAAGUGGUCUAAAAGGCACAUAUCCCAGUUUGGAGUUAGCCGAUUCUAUAUGAGAUGGAAAAACAAAAACUGAAACCAAAAGAGGUUUUUUAUUAAACAUGCCUUUUUUUCUGAUUGAUUCCUAACUCUUAGAAACUUUGAGAGAUGUCAAACACUUACAUAAUGCUAAAAGAAAACCUCAAUAGCUCUAUGAAUGUGUUUUGUGGACAAUUUUUGUUGAACUGAAUCUGUUUAUAGAAACCACCUGAUCAUUGAAUGUUGAUGAAGGUUACGAAUGUUCGAUAGAGGGUAAUCAGUAUGUUAGACUCUAGGAAAUGAUGGAAGUCCUUUUAGGUAUCUCUACCUGCUUAAAAUAUGUUGUUUACAAGCACUUUAUUUUUUAUUGAAUAAUUGAAAUGACCAGAGGUUUUGUGGUUUAAUAGGACUACAAUAGUAAGCCUAUAGGGUUGAUUGUCUGGUUUGCUUGAACUUGAAUGAAGUCUAAAAAAAAUUUUCUAAUGGCACAGCCCUCUCUAACACUAGUUACUAUUAGUGCAAUUGAGAUCAUAUGUAUAUACCAUUACAGGGCUUAUAUGUUGAUCUCUUGUUUCCCAGUCCACUCUAUGGCAUCUAGGACUGCAUUCAAAAAGGUUGAAUCAGCUUACAUGGGUAUUUCCAAUACAAGUAAUGAAAUUGGAAAGUUGUCUAUGACUUGAAAACUAUUAAGUUUUCUCCUUUGGCCUUACGUGUAUAUUUGUCGGACUUACAAAGGUUCAGGUACUGCUGCUGUUCAGUGAGUUAACCUUAGCAGUGUUGUAAUGUUAGGAAUUCAGUUUCUGAUGGAUAAUUUUUUCAAAAAGAAUUUCACAUCUGAAUAUUAGUAUUUAGUGGCUCUAAGACACACAAGUCUUUAUUCUCCAUUCAUUCAAAAGUUGCAUGGUACAGAUCAUUUUUGAAAUUGUGUCUAUUCAUGCCUUAACAGUUAUGUAGGAGACAGUGUGAGUUAUAGGCAUUGUAUGCCAGCAGUUCUGUAUUUAAAGACUUAAACAUAUGUUUGCACUCAAGAAAUAAGCUAUUAACUUUUUGGUAAUAGUCACUCAAUGUUUACAGUUAGCUUUGAAAAGUAGACAUGGGCUCCCCUAGAUCCAAUUCAGCUUGGGUUUGUACUCCAUGUAAGCUAUGAUUUCAAGGUAUCCUUAUUUAAUUUAAAGCAACAUUAUGGUAAAAGAGUAAUUUAUUUAGUUUAGAAUGAAAAAAGAAAAAAACAAUUUAGAAGCAAAUGUUAUUGUCACUUUUACCAUGGACUCUGUUGGAAGAUACGUGCAAAAUGACUAUUAAAGAGUUCAAGUUUG